This is a messenger RNA of Odocoileus virginianus texanus, 2553 nucleotides long. Lineage: Eukaryota; Metazoa; Chordata; Mammalia; Artiodactyla; Cervidae. The record is from RefSeq and is a predicted model, not a curated record.
GGCGCGGAAUGAAGGGGGAGGGCUGAGGGGCGAUUGGGCAACCGGGCUGAGCAAACAGAAGGGGUCAAGGAUUGUGCUCGGCCAGCCCCGCGGGAGAUAUAGGGGCGCCGGGCGCAGAGAGGCAACGCAGAAGCCGGUCGGUCUGUGCUCUGCGCUCCGCGUCACAGACCGGGGAAGAUGAGGCCCGCUGUCCGCGCUCUGUUAGCCUGCGCGGUUCUGGGGCUGUGUCUGGCGGACCCCGAGAGAACUGUGAGAUGGUGCACAAUUUCAACUCAUGAGGCCAGUAAGUGUGCCAGUUUUCGUGAAAACAUGCUUCGUGUCUUUGAGACUGGUCCUUUUGUCUCCUGUGUGAAGAAAACCUCACACAUGGAUUGCAUCAAGGCUAUCAUGAAUAACGAAGCAGAUGCUGUGACAUUGGAUGGAGGCUUGGUGUAUGAGGCAGGCCUGAAGCCCAACAACCUGAAGCCUGUAGUGGCAGAGUUCCAUGGGACAAAAGAGAACCCGCAAACUUUCUAUUAUGCUGUGGCGGUGGUGAAGAAGGGCACUGAAUUCAACCUGAAUGAGCUCAAAGGCAAGAAGUCCUGCCACACAGGCCUCGGCAGGUCCGCUGGGUGGAACAUCCCCAUGGGCAAACUUUAUAAGCAAUUGCCUGAUCCACAGGAAUCUAUUCAGAGAGCUGCGGCCAACUUCUUCUCGGGCAGCUGUGUCCCCUGUGCGGAUCAGUCAUCAUUUCCCAAACUGUGUCAACUGUGUGCGGGGAAAGGGACAGACAAGUGUGCCUGCUCCAACCACGAACCAUACUUCGGCUACUCAGGGGCCUUUAAGUGUCUGUCGGAGGGCGGUGGGGACGUGGCCUUUGUCAAGCACUCAACGGUAUUGGACAACCUGCCUAACCCAGACGACAGGAAAAACUAUGAGCUGCUCUGCGGGGACAACUCCCGGAAGCCUGUGGAUGAUUACCAUGAAUGCUACUUGGCAAAGGUCCCUUCCCACGCGGUUGUGGCUCGAACCGUGGGCGGCAAGGAGGAUGUGAUCUGGGAACUUCUCAAUCACGCCCAGGAACAUUUUGGCAAAGAUAAACCAGACAACUUCCAACUCUUCCAAUCCCCUCAUGGGAAGGAUCUGCUAUUUAAGGACUCUGCUGAUGGGUUUUUAAAGAUUCCUUCUAAGAUGGAUUUCGAGCUGUACUUGGGAUAUGAAUAUGUCACUGCUCUUCAUGAUGAUUACCAUGAAUGCUACUUGGCAAAGGUCCCUUCCCACGCGGUUGUGGCUCGAACCGUGGGCGGCAAGGAGGAUGUGAUCUGGGAACUUCUCAAUCACGCCCAGGAACAUUUUGGCAAAGAUAAACCAGACAACUUCCAACUCUUCCAAUCCCCUCAUGGGAAGGAUCUGCUAUUUAAGGACUCUGCUGAUGGGUUUUUAAAGAUUCCUUCUAAGAUGGAUUUCGAGCUGUACUUGGGAUAUGAAUAUGUCACUGCUCUUCAGAAUCUUAGAGAAAGUAAACCCCCGGACACCUCAAAGGAUGAGUGCAAGGUGAAGUGGUGUGCAAUUGGUCACCAUGAGAGGACAAAGUGUGAUCGGUGGAGUGGGUUCAGUGUCGGGGCAAUAGAGUGUGAAACAGCAGAAAACACUGAAGAGUGCAUCGCCAAGAUCAUGAAAGGAGAAGCUGAUGCCAUGAGCUUGGAUGGAGGCUACCUCUACAUAGCAGGCAAAUGUGGCCUGGUGCCUGUCCUGGCAGAGAACUAUGAAACUGGGGGUGGAAAUUGUAAGGACACACCAGAAAAAGGGUAUCUUGCUGUGGCUGUGGUUAAAUCAUCAGAUGCUGAUCUCAACUGGAACAAUCUGAAAGGCAAGAAGUCCUGCCACACUGCAGUAGACAGAACCGCUGGCUGGAAUAUCCCCAUGGGUUUGCUCUACAACAAGAUUAAUAACUGUAAAUUUGAUGAAUUUUUCAGUGCAGGUUGUGCACCUGGAUCUCAGCGAAAUUCCAGUCUCUGUGCUCUGUGCAUUGGCUCAGAGAAGGGUUCAGGAAAGGAGUGUGUUCCCAACAGCAAUGAAAGAUACUAUGGCUAUACAGGGGCUUUCAGGUGUCUGGUGGAGAAGGGAGAUGUGGCCUUUGUGAAGCACCAGACUGUCUUACAGAACACUGAUGGAAAGAAUGAUGAACCAUGGGCAAAAAAUCUGCAGAAGGAAAAUUUUGAACUACUGUGCAAGGAUGGCAGCAGGAAAUCUGUGGAGGAGGCUGAGAGCUGCCAUCUGGCCCGAGCCCCGAAUCAUGCUGUGGUCUCACGGAAAGAUAAGGCAACUUGUGUGGAGGAAAUAUUAACCAAACAGCAGGAGGAAUUUGGAAAAUCUGUAACCGACUGCACGAACAAUUUUUGUUUAUUCCAUUCAAGUUCCAAGGACCUUCUGUUCAGGGAUGACACUAAAUGUUUGGCUUCAAUUGCGAAAAAAACAUAUGACUCCUACUUAGGGGAUGACUACGUCAGAGCUAUGACUAACCUGAGACAAUGCUCAACCUCAAGUGAGUAGGAGGAACAGCAUGGGGAACCU